Porites lobata is the source of this 705-nucleotide messenger RNA. The record is from the annotation of a GenBank genome assembly. NCBI's taxonomy places the organism in Eukaryota, Metazoa, Cnidaria, Anthozoa, Scleractinia, Poritidae.
AUGAAAUAUUGGAGCGGUCUUCAACCCUUAACUGCAGAGAAUUCUUCUGGAGUGAGCCAAGAGGAUAUAAACAGUAUGAUGUUUUCUUCUCAGGUCAUCUUCGCAUCAUAUUCGACGCUAUUUUACCUGCUGCUUCUCAUUUUGAGCAUACUCGGCAUCUUUAAUAAGCCGUGCUUUAAGAUCUUUACACCUCAAGCUAACUUUAUACUCUUUCUUAUCGAGGCUCUGCUGGUUUUUGUGAACAUAUUCGCAAUUGAAAACGAGCUUGAGAUGAGGAGCUACUUCCGCAUCGCCACAGGCUUUGUUAUUGGAAUAGCAUUCACGAUCUUUGGCGCAUUCCUCUUCUUUACAAAAGCAGAUGACAAUAAUCAUCACCGUACCCUUGAGCGACAGCAACCUUCAAUGGGACUCGUUGUGGCAACAAUAACGAUUCCACUUAUCAUCGCUGAAGUUUUUCUGAUUGCUUCAACUUUCGGUCCAGCGAGACUGAAAGGCCUGUUCCACAGGCGUUAUGCUUGGGUCCUUGCUAUUUCAGACAAGUUAACUUUCCUUAUUCAGAAGAUUGACCAAGCGAUCGUUUACAUUAUUCUCAGACAUAAAGUGACUUCUCACCACCACAGAGAAAGUGCGCGGUUUUAUUUUCAAAUACUAUCACUUCAUCGUAUGGGUAGACUUUCAAGUGAACAAGAAGCAGUAAUGACGUAA